AUGACGUCGUUACCUACCACUACGGUCAAGGGUAGAAACUCAAAUGAUAACAACGAACAUCAGAAAAGUCUACAACAACAACGAGAUUUCAUUACAAAUCUACUUAAACAUUAUUCAACAGUUGGACUUGAUAUAAAAUAUUUCAAAGAUAAAAAUAAUCGUGUACCAUUUGCACGUUGUCGUACAUGUGAGCAUACACGUACUAUUUAUGAUUUUGAACUUGAAGAUCUUGAUUUACAAAAACAAUCAUUAUCAAAAUAUAAAAAUCAAUUAUAUGAAUUAUUAAAUGGUUUAAAAUAUAUUCGACCAGGAGAAAAUUUUAUUCCAAAAUUUCCUUUAUUUUGGAUAAUUGAUGUCAAUGGUAAAAAUCAACAUCCAUUAUAUGAAUAUUUAAAAUCUUGUAUACCAUCAACAAAAAAAUUUUUUGAAGAUCAUACAAGAAUUUUUUAUGAGCCACAUCACUCAGAUGAUAUACGAUGGAAUUUUGAAAAAUUUCUUGUCGAUUCAAAUGGACAUCCCAUAAUGAGAUUUGAUAGUGAUGCUGAACCAUUAUUUAUUCGACAAUUUAUUGAAAAACUUCUUCAUCUUAACCAAUACAUAUAA
Messenger RNA from Rotaria sp. Silwood2, 603 nucleotides. The record is from the annotation of a GenBank genome assembly. Lineage: Eukaryota; Metazoa; Rotifera; Eurotatoria; Philodinida; Philodinidae.